UUUUGAAUCCUAAAAUUUAGUUGACAAGAACUUAGUUGGAAUGAGUGAGAGAACAAAAAUGGGAGAUAACGAAGUUCAGAUGGCCAGAAUUUACAUGGAUUACAAUGCUACAACCCCAUUGGCUCAUGAAGUGAAAGAAGCCAUUAUCAAUGGAUUAUCUAUGUGGGGAAAUCCAAGUUCUUCAUACUCACUGGGACAGGAAGCAAGGGUUGCCAUUGAGGAUGCACGACUCCAGAUUGCCUCUAUGAUUCAUGCAUUCCCUGAGGAGAUUCUCUUCACAUCAGGUGGGACUGAGGCAAAUCAUAUGGUGAUUCAUUCUGUCAUCUGUGAGGAAGCAGAUCAGGGAAAUCCCAUUCACAUCAUUACAUCAACAAUUGAGCAUGAUGCUAUCCUGGAGCCGCUCAAGUAUCUCCAGAAACAAAAGCACAUUGAUGUGACAUAUUUGGAACCAAGGGGGGAAGUUGGGACAAUAUUAGUGGAGGAUGUAGAGAAGGCCAUCAGACCCUCCACACUCCUUAUUACCCUUAUGAUGGCCAACAAUGAAACUGGAAUCCUCCUGCCUAUUCAGGGAGUUGCCCUGUCACAUCUCCAGAGUUUUGAUAGCGAGAGAACGAUCAUCAAGAGUGCUGACCUGCUGCUAGUUCUUCCCUGUAUCUUGCUCCCUUUCUUAAAGGCCAUCAAGUGCUAUGAAGAAGCUGAAGUGCUUUUUGGUAGAGAAGGGGAUGCACCAUUUUAUGGUCCAAGGAUUGGAGCCCUGUAUGUUCGAGGACUUGGGAGUGGAGAUGGUGCAUUAUUUCCACUCUUCCGGGGAGGAGGUCAAGAGCGUGGGUACAGACCAGGAACAGAGAAUACCCCAAUGAUUCUUGGGUUGGGUGCUGCUGCUUUCCUUGUUUGUCUCAAUCUCUCAUCUUACCAGAAGCACAUGGAAAACAUGAGAAAUGCCCUCAUCACCCUCCUCAAGGAGGCAUUUGAGGAGUCCCUUGUGAUCCAUGGAGACAUAGACCCAAAGAAUCGUCUACCAAACACUGUGAAUUUUUCCUUGAAGCCUCCUUUGUACACAGUAAAGGGAAGAGAGAUUCUUGGGAAGAUUCCCAGACUAUGUGCCUCCACGUCUGCUGCCUGCCAUUCUCAUUCCGUCAAACCCUCAAGGGUCUUGCUUGCCUGUGGGGUGGAUGAGAACUUGGCUGCUGGAGCCAUUCGAUUAAGUGUGGGUCGAGAGACAACGGAGCAGGAGAUCAAGGAGGCCGUCCUCCUUCUUCGGGAAUCUGUGUCCUUGCACAAGUGAUCUGUGUGACUUCUUGAUGUUUGAUCUUUGCCAAUAAAGAUGAUAUAUUCUGUC
Molecule: messenger RNA, 1339 nt
Organism: Darwinula stevensoni
Lineage: Eukaryota; Metazoa; Arthropoda; Ostracoda; Podocopida; Darwinulidae
Source: the annotation of a GenBank genome assembly